AUGGGGGAGCACCUGCGUGUUUGUCCUCAGGGCUACACCUGUUGUACGCCUGACAUGGAGGAGAAGCUGGGGCAGCAGAGCAAGCUGGAGUAUGAGAACCUGGUGGAGGAGACCAGUCGCACGCUCAGGACCACCUUGGUGUCCAGACAUCAACAGUUUGACGAGUUCUUCCUGGAGCUCCUAGACAACAGUGAGAAAUCCCUGAAUGGCAUGUUCACGCGGACCUACGGGAAGCUGUACAUGCAGAACAGGGAACUGUUCCAGGACCUGUUCACGGAGCUGAAGCGUUACUACACCGGUGGGAACGUCAACCUGGAGGAGACGCUGGACGACUUCUGGUCCCGUCUGCUGGAGAGGAUGUUCCAGCUGAUCAACUCUCAGUACCACUUCACUGACGACUACCUGGAGUGCAUCAGUAAAUACAUUGACCAGCUGAAGCCUUUCGGUGACGGACCCAGGAAACUAAAGGCCCAGGUCACGAGGGCCUUCAUCGCUGCAAGGACCUUCGUCCAGGGCCUCAUGGUGGGACGGGAGGUGGCUAACAGGGUGGCUAAGCUCAGUUGGUAG
Molecule: messenger RNA, 567 nt
Organism: Coregonus clupeaformis (lake whitefish)
Lineage: Eukaryota; Metazoa; Chordata; Actinopteri; Salmoniformes; Salmonidae
Product: glypican-6-like
Exons: 4
Coding region: 1-567 (188 amino acids)
Biological process (GO): regulation of signal transduction; regulation of protein localization to membrane; cell migration
Cellular component (GO): cell surface; plasma membrane; synapse
Source: RefSeq, a predicted model, not a curated record